AUGUCAGGCGAGCUGCGUAUAUGCAUUGAUCCGAAACCGCUUAAUACCGCACUCAAGAGAGAGUAUUUUACGUUACCGACACUAGACGACAUGCUGCCGGUGUUAUGCAAUUCUAAAGUGUUCACGAAAGUCGACCUCGCCUCUGCGUUCUGGCACGUAUCACUAGACGAUGAGUCAAGCUACAUGACAACUUUCGGAACACCAUUCGGGCGGUUCCGUUGGCUUCGUUUACCGUUUGGACUGAAAGUGUCUAGCGAAACCUUUCAGAAGCGACUAAUGCAAGUGUUGGACGAUCUACAGGGAGUAUUCUGCGUAGCGGACGAUGUGUUGGUUUUUGGCGCUACUCGUGAAGAGCACGAUCAGAACCUUCGUAGCUUUUUACAACGUUGUGUUGAAAGAAACAUCAAACUGAAACGCGAAAAGAUCGAACUACGCAGUACAAAGGUUAUAUUUCAUGGGUAUGUGUUAAGCGCGGAAGGGCUAAAGCCAGACCCUGAGAAAGUAAGAGCUAUAAGAGAUAUGCCGUCCCCCACAGAUGUGAAAGCGGUUGGCAGGCUAAAUGGGAUGAUCAAUUAUCUGAGCCGGUUCCUGCCCAAGUUAGCUGAUGUUAUGACACCGAUCAGGAAGUUGACUCAUAAGGGCGAAAGCUGGCAUUGGGGUGCAGAACAAGAAGAGACCUUCCAGGCAAUCAAGGAACUCAUCACUAACGCACCUGUUCUCGCCUACUAUAAUCCGCAACUCUCCCUCGAGAUUCAGUGCGACAGCAGUCAAUUUGGUAUCGGGGCCGUACUCAUGCAGAAUGGGAAACCCAUCGAUUUUCGCAGUAGGACGUUGACAGAGACCGAGCGUCGUUACGCCCAGAUAGAAAAAGAGAUGCUUGCAGUGGUUUACGCCGUCGAGCGUUUUAAUGACUAUACAUUUGGCCGGAAGACUACAGUGUUUACAGAUCACAAACCGUUGGUUUCCAUCGCCAACAAGCCGCUACAUGUUGUUCCGCGCCGCUUACAGAGAAUGCUUAUUCGCCUUCAAAAAUACGACCUAGAGAUUGUGUAUCGACCUGGUCCCGAAAUGCAUAUCGCAGACACGUUAUCCAGGGCAUAUCUGUCAGACACACCAAAGGAAGACGAAGAUUCAGAUUUCGUUCAUGCAGCACAACUAGUAGCUGUUACCGAGGAGCGACUGAAACAGCUCCAGCAGUGCACGGAGGAAGACGGGUUAUGCAAGCUACUGGGGCAGACAAUACUAAGUGGCUGGCCCAAGAACAAGAAAGAUCUACCAGGAGAGCUGACCCCGUUUUUCCAUUUUCGUGAUGAACUCAUUGUCCAAGAUGGGUUGAUAUUCAAAGGCAAUAGGAUACUAAUCCCCAAAGCGUUGCAGCGCGCGAUGACAGAGCUUGUCCACUAUGCACAUUUGGGAGUCAACAAUUGUGUGGCCAGAGCGCCAGAGCUAAUAUCUUGGCCGGGAAUGACCAACGAAAUACGAGAUUACGUCUCAAAUUGUCGGGCAUGCCGAACACACGACGUACGUCAGUCAAAUGAACGAUGA
This is a messenger RNA of Dicrocoelium dendriticum, 1545 nucleotides long. Lineage: Eukaryota; Metazoa; Platyhelminthes; Trematoda; Plagiorchiida; Dicrocoeliidae. The record is from the annotation of a GenBank genome assembly.